AUGAUCGGUGCCUUUCAAGGCGGUUUCACCCUCGAUCGCUUCGGUCGCAAGUUCACUAUCCAGAUGGGCGCUUUGAUCUGCCUCGUCGGCGCAACGCUCCAGGCGGCGGCUCAGAAUUUAUCCAUGAUCCUUGCUGGUCGCAUUUUGGCGGGCUGGGGUGUCGGGAUCAUGUCCAUGUCGGUACCCGUUUACCAAGCCGAAUGUGCUCAUCCCCGCUCAAGGGGCUUGAUCGUGGGGUUGUCACAGCAGAUGAUUGGUGUUGGAUUUAUUGUCAGCACAUGGGUGGGAUAUGGUUCUCUCCGUGCGUCGGAUACCAGUCAACUCCAAUGGCGGUUCCCGUUAGCCUUCCAAGUUGUGCCAGCUCUCGUUCUCGUCAUUGGGAUGGUCUUCGUGCCAGAAUCCCCACGAUUCCUCGUUGAGAAGGGUCAUCAUGCAGAGGCCAUGCGCGUGCUUCGAAGACUGCAUUAUGAUGGUAGCAACGACGACUGGAUUGAGGCAGAGUUUAACGAGAUACGUCAGGCUAGUGACUCUGGAAAGUCUGUCGCAGAGCCUGGUUGGGUGUCGAUGUUCACUGUUGCAAAAUGGCGCACUCGAAUGCUUCAUGGCCUUGCUGUCCAGGUGUUCACUGCGAUGACAGGCGUCAACGUGAUCACAUAUUACCAAACGAUCAUGUACAAAGCUCUAGGUAUCACAGGCAGUCGCAACACACUGGUCGCAGGGAUAUACAACUGUGUGGGCCCACUAGCCAACCUCAUCUUCGUGGUGUUUUUCCUCGACCGAGUCGGGCGGCGGAAACCCCUGCUCUUCGGCACCGUAGCAAUUUCCAUAGCGUUGACCUGUGAGGCAAUCCUCACCUCCCAGAAUCCAGAUGGCCAGCGGAUUCGCAGCAAGGGCAAUGCAUUCGCAGUCGGGAUUGGUAACUGGGCGACCAAUACCUUGUGGAAUCAGGUCUCACCCAUUGCCCUUGGACAGAUUCAGUGGAGACUUUAUUUUGUGUUUGUGGCAUGGAAUCUCUGCGUAUCAUUUCCCAUCAUUUAUUUCUUCUUUCGGGAGACCAAACAGAAGACUUUGGAGGAGAUUGAUCUGCUCUUUGAUCGGUCGCUCGGGGUAUCAGAGGAGGAGGUCCAGAGUGAAAAGGCGGGAUCAACGACGAUUGAAGCAUCAUUUAAGAAUUAA
Messenger RNA from Penicillium longicatenatum, 1176 nucleotides. RefSeq lists its product as uncharacterized. The transcript has 5 exons. NCBI's taxonomy places the organism in Eukaryota, Fungi, Ascomycota, Eurotiomycetes, Eurotiales, Aspergillaceae. Gene Ontology annotation, cellular component: membrane. Gene Ontology annotation, biological process: carbohydrate transport; transmembrane transport. The record is from RefSeq and is a predicted model, not a curated record. The coding region runs from base 1 to 1176 and encodes 391 amino acids. Gene Ontology annotation, molecular function: carbohydrate:proton symporter activity.